Ornithodoros turicata is the source of this 3119-nucleotide messenger RNA. Its product is annotated as zinc transporter ZIP6-like. The coding region runs from base 158 to 2923 and encodes 921 amino acids. Gene Ontology annotation, cellular component: plasma membrane. NCBI's taxonomy places the organism in Eukaryota, Metazoa, Arthropoda, Arachnida, Ixodida, Argasidae. Gene Ontology annotation, biological process: intracellular monoatomic cation homeostasis; zinc ion import across plasma membrane. Gene Ontology annotation, molecular function: monoatomic cation:bicarbonate symporter activity; zinc ion transmembrane transporter activity. The record is from RefSeq and is a predicted model, not a curated record. The transcript is spliced from 14 exons.
CAAACGUGCAGGUUUCAUCCGUGAGCUCGCAGCUCUCCCUGUUCAUCUGUCGUGCUGCUUUGUGCCUCCAAACAGUUGCGAAAAACUGCCCUCGUGGGAAUAUUUGACUCGUCUGGGCUCGGAUCCGCGUGGCGCAGCAUCGGGUGUAGCAGCCACCAUGCCGUGGGAAAUCGCAAUAGCAGUCAGCGUUCUCUUGGCAGGAACAGUGGCUGGUGAAAUAGCGCCAACUACGUCACAAUUCGCAGCUUCUGUUAACGUCAGCGACCUCAUACGCAGUGUCCAGAAACGUCUUCAAUGCGCACCUACUGGCCUCACGGACCUCGAAUGCAUUGAGUGUUUGUCCAAUCGGAGGCUCCUCGACUUAGUACCUGCUAGCAGGCAGCAUGCGACACAGAAUUCACCGCAGCUAUUUCAGCAGCUAAGUGUGGUUCUUCUCUACCACCUGGCAAACCUUAAGGAUGCCUGCAAGGACCCGUCCAAGUGCAGUACAUAUGCUCAGUGUCGAACGUCCCUCCUGGAUCUCGUGCGCCAUAACGACGAGAAUGCUGUUUUGCUCAAGUUUGAGGACAUACUGAGGAAUGUUAAAGAAGUCUACAAGUCAGACUAUAAACUACAGUGCUUUACUGCUGAAUCUGUCCUGGCCGACGCACCCAAAUACAAAAACCACGGUGACCACUUCGUGGAGGACCUCUCUAGGGCUGUCAUUAGGCAUCUUAUUGAUGGCAAAUGCAUAGAAGUAGGUGGAGCGGCAACGGAUUUCCUUGAAGAUUUGUUCCAGAAGUUCGGGGACCAAAACUCCGAUACCAUGAGUCAGACAGGACUGGAACGUCUCAUGAAGAAGCUAAAGGUGAACGCCAAAAAUAUCGGAAGUAGCAGUCACAGCCAUGAUCACGAUCAUGGCCACGAACACGAUCACGACCACGGAAACGAACACGGAAAUGAGCACAGCCACGACCACGACCAUGGUCACGACCAUAGCCAUGACCACGACCAUAGCCACGACCACGACCAUAGCCACGACCACGACCAUAGCCACGACCACGACCAUAGUCACGACCACGACCAUAGUCACGACCACGACCAUAGUCACGACCACGACCAUAACCACGACCAUAGCCAUGACCACGACUACAGCAAAGACCAAGACAGUAGCAAGGACCACGAUCACAGCCAUGACCACGGCGAUGAUCAUGACCACGAUACCAAGCAGCAUCCCAAUGAAUCACAUGCGAGUCAUGACCAACAUGACCAUCCUCACGACACUACGCACGAGUACCAUACGGUAGAAGAUCAUGGUGAACUUGAUAACUCCGAAAACCGCACGGAGCAUGGCAGUCGCGACCACGCUGAUCAUGGCCACGACAACAUCCAUUCUACCCCCGCGUCGAGCGGCCAGGAUGACAGCAGUCAGCAUGGGCAACGAAAGAACCGCCGUGCAAACGACGAUCACAAGUCCGAGCAGCAACCCCGUGAGAGUCAUAUUGAUCACGAUCACCAGAACAAAGACCUCAAAGGAAAGGGAACGCACCACGGCAGUGAAGAAGCCAGCAGUCAUACAUCGCACAGCACGGCUGGUCAAGUACGGUCAACAGGUUAUGAGUUUUCCUCUGCAACACCGUUUCCCACCGAUUAUGACACACACAAAGUACCACCAGGUUCUUCUGACACACAGAAAACUAGAAGAAGUGCACCUGUACUCGAGACCAAGCCCAAUGAUCACCACAAGCACAGCAGUUCAGCAGCAAAGUGUUGGACAACCCCCGAGCUCAUCAGCAAGUUCAGCCAAACUGCAAAUAACAGCAUUAGUAAACAGGAGUUCCUCCAGUUGUGUCCAGCACUUGUCCAACAAGCAGUGACGGACGUCUGCAAGCACAUACACAAAAACUCUUCUUCUAUGCCGUCCACAGCUGAACUGUACGGUUAUGGAACACUCGCAGUCUUUAUCAUCACUAUGUGUUCCUUGGUGGGCAUCCUGCUUCUGCCUUGUAUGGCGCGCUCCAUUUAUCACUAUAUAAUGAUGACAUUCAUCGGUCUGUCCAUUGGUGCCAUGGCGGGUGAUGCCUUCCUUCAUCUAAUUCCACAGGUGCUUGGCCUCCACAACCACGGCGGUGACGGUCACGGCGACCACGACCACCAUCAUCACCAUCACGGUGAAGAGGAUGGUCUUGUGGAUCCCUACUUUUAUAAAGAGCUGGGCCUUCUUGGGGUGCUUUACUUCCUCUUUCUCUUCGAAAGCAUCAGCGCUCUAAUUACCGGCCAGGACAAGGACGAGCACCAUGUGGGCCACACCCAUAUGCAUGGAAGCAUUCCCGAAGAGCUACGCAUGAACAAAGUCGGCCAAAAAACGGAAUCACGCAAUGAGCUGGCUCAGUAUGGCAGCAGGGCCUCCCUUGAACAUGGUGCAGCGGAACUUCAGUCAGAUCCAUUUUUCAAGUCCAGCAAACUUUGUUGUGGGAUGUCGACGUUGGCGACAGUGAUAAUUCUCGGUGGUGCUAUUCACAACUUCGCUGACGGUCUUGCCAUCGGAGCCUCAUUCACAGGUAGCGUCAAAGACGGCCUCUCCACAUCCAUCGCCGUCUUUUGUCACGAGCUACCUCACGAAUUCGGAGAUUUCGUGGUAUUGAUCUCGACGGGACUUGGCUACAAAAGGGCCCUGUUCCUUAAUCUAAUGUCUGGGCUAGCGGCAUUCGGCGGUCUGUAUGCCGGCUUCCAGGUUGGUGAUGACGCCGCCGCACGAAACUGGAUCCUCGCAGUGACAGCAGGCGUCUUUCUUUACGUCUCACUCGUCGACAUGCUUCCAGAGCUGAAAAACUAUCGUGGUGAGAGCCCUGUGAAGAUGUUUAUCUGCAAGAACAUCGGACUGAUCGUGGGUGUCUCCUUCAUGUGCGUUAUUGCAAUCUUCGAGGACAGACUGGAGUUGUGAUAAGGCUCCAAGUGCUUCGCUACCUUCAGGUGCCAAGAAGUGUUUAUGUUGCCAUUGGACGUAAGUCCUAUUUUGAAGAACUCCGAAGAAUUGCGACAAGCCAUCAAAUGAUGGUGCACUUCUUACGAAAAUACUGUACAUAAAUAUGUUUUGUUUUUUUAACAUAUACAAAAAGUUGUCACUUCUUCAAAACUUA